Vavraia culicis subsp. floridensis is the source of this 999-nucleotide messenger RNA. RefSeq lists its product as uncharacterized. The transcript has a single exon. Bases 1 to 984 code for a protein of 327 amino acids. The record is from RefSeq and is a predicted model, not a curated record. NCBI's taxonomy places the organism in Eukaryota, Fungi, Microsporidia, Pleistophoridae.
AUGAAGUACUUAUUCCUGUACACCGCUAUCCACUUCAUAUCGUUGCUCAUUUUCUCGUACAGAGAGUACAUGGUGGAGGAGUCCGUCUACUCGGUUUUCAUCAGAACAACGAACAAUAACGGGCUGCAUCUGUUCCACGCUGCCUUCCUGAUACUUCUUCUCUUCAUCAGCGGUAAACUGCUGGUGAGCUUGUUCCUGGAUGGCAUUCGCUCUGAGGAGCAAAGUACAAUCAACGACAACUGCUUCAUGUUCCUGACCGAUACUCUGCUCAUAAUAUCGAUUUUUUCUGAGGAUAUAUCCAUAAAAAAUUUGAUAUUAUUCUGCUACCUUCUGACGUUGAAGUGCCUUGCAUGGGUGUUCAGUGAACGUGUAACCCAUCAGAAUGACAGGAUGAUCGUUUCUUUUGGUGUCCUCAUCAUUGUGCAGUCGCUUACAUCUUUUAUCCUCUCCCUGAAGAGCAGUUUUGAGGAACCCAACGUUCAGAUUUUAUUUACCUUUGAAUACGGUAUUGUGACCCUUGCAUGUGUCAAGUCCUUGGUGUCUAUGUUCCUCGAAGAUUCUAUCAAGUUGUUCUGGGUUGAUAUAACGUUUGUCUCGCUCAAGCUGGUUGCACAUAUUUCCUUCUUCUGUUUCACCACCAUGCACUAUAGAAUACCCUUUAACGUGUUCAGGGAAUGUUUUUCAACCUUUAAGACGCUCUUCAAGAAAAUUAACAACUUCAGAGCGUUCCUUAAGAUCAGCAAAUACUUGGAAACGUGCCCGAAGAUGAGCACAGGUACCUGUGCAAUUUGCACGGAGGAUAUGGAGGAUGAGAAAGGACGCAUUAUAAAGUGCAAGCACUCCUUUCACUUGGAGUGUCUUAAGAGAUGGGUUGAGCAACAGCAAGUUUGCCCUAUAUGCAGGGAUGUUAUCAUGAGCAAGGAAAACGAUAAUAAAGGGGUAACCGAUGGCAGUUUGGUUGGUAUUCCGGUUUCAACUGCAUAGUAAAUAAAAGUAUUU